ACUUUGUGUUGCUUUGCAGAUAAUACUAGUAAUUUUUUACCGUUAAAGUAGUAAUCAAGUUAGUGCUCCAUUCAGAGCAUAACCUCUAUCUAUGGAGGGUGAGCCAAGGGAAGUGAAACCGGGUUACUACACAGUCGAACUGAAUCGCACAGUCUGGGCAGUACCGGUGUACUACCAAAACCUGACUCCUAUUGGAACAGGAGCUUAUGGAACAGUUUGUGCGGCAGAAUGUCUGCGAACGAAUACUCGAGUGGCGAUCAAGAAAUUCAGUCGCCCUUUCCAGUCAGUUAUUCACGCGAGAAGAACUUACAGGGAACUGCGGCUACUCCGAAGUAUGGAACAUGAGAAUGUCAUUGAUAUGUUGGACGUAUUUACCCCCGAUGCAUCUUGUGAGCAGUUAACUGAUGUAUAUUUUGUUUCCAUGCUGAUGGGAGCAGACCUUUCUAACAUCCUCAAAAUUCAGCGUUUGAAUGACGAACACAUACAGUUUCUGGUGUAUCAGAUACUACGUGGGUUGAAGUAUAUUCAUUCUGCUGGCAUAAUUCACCGUGAUCUUAAGCCAUCGAAUAUUGCUGUCAAUGAGGAUUGUGAGUUGAAGAUACUUGACUUUGGCCUCGCCCGACAAACGGACAACGAAAUGACGGGUUAUGUGGCGACACGAUGGUAUAGAGCACCAGAAAUUAUGUUGAACUGGAUGCAUUACACACAGACAGUUGAUAUCUGGUCUGUUGGUUGCAUCCUGGCUGAAUUGAUCACCGGUAGAACGCUUUUCCCCGGCUCCGAUCACAUUGAUCAACUUACGCGAAUAAUGAAUGUGGUGGGAACGCCAGACGAGGAGUUUUUGGCAAAAAUCCAGUCUGAGGAAGCUAGAAACUACAUUAGGAAUUUGCCAAGGAUGCCUCGCAAAGACUUCAGAAGGUUAUUCUCGACGGCUAGUCCGGCCGCAGUUGACUUGCUAGAGAAAAUGCUUCAGCUUGAUCCCGAUUACAGGCCGACAGCUGCAGAAGCUAUGGAGCAUGAGUACCUUGCUGCAUAUCACGAUGAAACGGAUGAACCCGUUGCUGAAGAACUAGAUCUUGACGAAGGAGUGGAAACAACCAACAUAGAUGAAUGGCGGCGGCUGAUUUGGGAUGAGAUUGAGGACUUUGCCGCGCACCAAUCGGUGGUUUCCGACGAAUCUUCGAGUAUGGAUGAGUGAGGCUGAUGUGCAAAAGAUAGGCAUUGAUCCAUCGAGCUCUUUUUCAUUGUAUGAUCACUUGCGAAGUUUUUUACUGAAACUAAUGAUAGUCACAUAUACUAAUCAUUUGGUCGUUGUAAAUCUCAUUGAAAUACUUAAAUUGUGUAAAUACGUGAUUUGAAUAUUUUUUCUACCCACCGAUGCUAAUUUUUGACCUUAACAGACUUUCACUCAUGCGUUGUGCUUCGAAGCGAUACUAUAACAUCAGCUAGAUUCCAUUACCGACGGCGUAGCAUAGUUUCUCAGAUUUUCAAAAGUAAGAGUAUAGAUUUGGCACUUUAACUAUGUAAUUGUUCAUUUUGCUUCAUUGUGCUGUUCACCGCUCAUGCAUGUAAACCAUCACUCACCAAAGUAAUCUGUUUUCUCUUCAUUUUUUUGUGGAAUUAUAGGUCAACAUUUUAAAACACUUAAUCUCGCAGUGCU
Cylicocyclus nassatus is the source of this 1660-nucleotide messenger RNA. Lineage: Eukaryota; Metazoa; Nematoda; Chromadorea; Rhabditida; Strongylidae. The record is from the annotation of a GenBank genome assembly.